CACCGAUCAGGCAUAACAUUAUGACCACCUGCCUAAUAUUGUGUUGGUCCUCCUUUUUACUGCCAAAACAGCCCUGACCCCUUUCUAUCAGAACCAGCAUUAACUUCUUCAGCAAUUUAAACAACAGUAGCUCGUCUGUUGGAUCGGAUCACACACCUCUCAGUGGUCAUAAUGUUAUGCCUGAUCGGUGUAUAAUCUCCACAGCCAUGUGUAACACCACAACCCAGAAAAAAAAGGUUUCCUCACAAUUUGUUGGAUAUUUCAGGGCUCCAUGUCAAGAGAGAAAUCCUUGAAUCUAUUUAAAAUGAAAAACUAAACUCUAGGGUUCUCUAAUGGUGCUUUAAAAGUGUUUACCCUCUAAUAGACCUCUGCUAUGGACAUAUAACCCUUAAGCGUCCAUGUUGUCUUAAGGGGAAAAACCAUGUUACAAGUUUAACGACGUUAUUUUCUACGGCUUUCUUGAAAAAUUCCCUGUGGUGUAUUUACUGUUCUCCUUUUUAAGAAACUGCCCAAGUACCUUUAUGGGAAACACACACACACACACGCACACACGUGCGCAUACAGCAGGAGAUUUUAAUACUGACUCAUAAAUGGACUUUAGUACACGUGUGUAUUUGCGUAUGUGCGUGUGUGUAUUAUGCAUGUGUGUGGGGGUAAUAAAAAAGCGAGGGAGUGGCAGCAGUGGGUGCAUCACCAUGACAUUUAGGAAGUUACAUCUGUGACAUCACGUGAAAACUCUACACUCCGACACUUUAUUUCAGACUGUCUAAAGAGCUCUAAACCACUCUGACCAGUAACCGUGUGUGUGUUGUGUGUGUCUUAUACACUCUGAGUAAUGUGGCUGCAUCUGACUCUGUUGCUCUUGCUGUCCUGGUCUUUGGGAUCACACGAGGUGGAACCGGGAUGUGAAGAUUGGACGUUUAGCUCCUCGUCCUCCAGUGAGGUUUGCUGUAGGAGAUGUAAGCCAGGAAACCGACUGGUGACAAAAUGUGAUAUGGACGUGAAGGUGCUGUGCACGCCGUGUGAGAACGGAACGUACACCGACAACAACAACGCCAUGUUCUGCAAAAAAUGCACCGAAUGCAUAAAGCCACUGAGGAUGAAGAAGCGCUGCACUGCCAGCUCUGACACCGUGUGUGAGUGUAUAGAGGGAUUUCAGUGUGGAGAUGAAGCCUGCUCCUUCUGCGUCCAGCAGUGCGGCAAAGGAGAAGAACCGACAGAGCACAGAGAUUGCCGGCCUUGCCCUGCAGGAAUGUUCAACAGUCAGAUCCAUCACCACUGCAUGAAGUGGAGCAGCAGCUGUCGUUCACCGGAUCAGCAGAUCGUGGCUGAGGGGACGGCCAUCAGUGACAUCGUCUGUGCUGACCUAAAACCCACCAUGCCAAACGAGAUUCCACCAAAAACUGACAGCAAAGAUCCGGGGAUGAAGCUGGUCAUCGCUAUCAUCUGUGCCUGCUUGAUCAUCAGUUCAGCAAUGCCGCUGUGCGUGGCCAUGUACUUUAAAAGGGAGAAGACCGUGAAGAUGCCGCUCGGGCCUGCGGAAACUCCAGCUGGACCGAUGCUGGUGCCUGAACCUGAGCAAUGUAGUUUCUGUUUUCCGCAGGAGGAACACGGCAGUCAUUCGUCUCUGCUCUUGAAUGAUAAACCCUUUGAGCUGGUCGUCUGACACGAAACUUCCUUCACUCAUAUAUUGUUUUAUUUUUUUGUUUUUAAAUAAGUUAUAUUUUCUACACAGCUUUAUCGAUGUGAUUUUGGCGAUCUGCCUGGUGCAGGAUUAUUAUUUUAUAUCUCUAAAAUAAUAAAUAUAGCUUGUAAAGAAUAGUUUGCAUUUGAAUAUUUUGUAUUAUUAUAAUUAUUUUCUUCUUUCUGUCACUACUCUAAUUUAUUUCAUUGUUAGGAUUGUCCAAGUACUUUUUUUGAUCCUGAUUUCUGUUUUUUUUAUUUCCACUGUAAAGCACUUGCAUUUUGAAUGUGC
Messenger RNA from Hemibagrus wyckioides, 1975 nucleotides. It is a transcript of the gene tnfrsf9b, whose product is annotated as tumor necrosis factor receptor superfamily, member 9b. Gene Ontology annotation, molecular function: signaling receptor activity; cytokine binding. NCBI's taxonomy places the organism in Eukaryota, Metazoa, Chordata, Actinopteri, Siluriformes, Bagridae. The coding region runs from base 836 to 1666 and encodes 276 amino acids. Gene Ontology annotation, cellular component: external side of plasma membrane. Gene Ontology annotation, biological process: regulation of cell population proliferation. The record is from RefSeq and is a predicted model, not a curated record. The transcript is spliced from 7 exons.